Mustela erminea (ermine) is the source of this 293-nucleotide messenger RNA. RefSeq names its product follicular dendritic cell secreted protein (gene FDCSP). Lineage: Eukaryota; Metazoa; Chordata; Mammalia; Carnivora; Mustelidae. The record is from RefSeq and is a predicted model, not a curated record. The transcript has 4 exons. Bases 43 to 288 code for a protein of 81 amino acids.
CAAGACAUCCAAGAGAAGGAACUGGUUGCAAAGUCUGAGAGGAUGUUUCUGAGUAAGAUGAAAGUUCUCCUUCUGAUCACAGUCAUCUUGGCAGUAACUGCUGGUUUCCCGGUCUCUGAAAACCAGGAAAGAGAAGAACGAAGUGCCAGUGGAAGCAAUGAAUCACCUUCCCCGUUUUAUGGUCCAUUUGGCCCAUAUCCACCAUUCCUGGAUCCAAGAUUUCCAUGGUGGAGAUACUGUCCUCCUUUCCCAAUACCUUUCAAUGGCCCUCCUCCUAAUGGACAGUAAAGAAA